AUGAGUCAGAACGAGUUACAAACGUUUUGUUUGUUGGAGAUUGAGAGACUAUUGCAGAGUAAUGGGAAAUCAUUGAGAAAUUAUGCUGGGAUGCCGGUUCCUAAUAACUCUUUAGUCUCUCAAUUUAGCAAUUUGAUGCUGCUGCGUGAGUUGCAGUAUGAUACUGUUUCUUUGUCUCAUGAGCACGAUGCAAAUAUCUUAAAGUUAAAUGAAGAACAGAGGGUGGUCUACGAUAAAAUUGUUGACUGUGUUUCGAAUAAGAGGGAUGGAUUCUUUUUUGUGUACGGUGGUAUUGCUUCUCUGUUGUUACCUGGUUAUAAGACGGCGCAUUCUAUGUUCAAUAUUCCUGUUGACCUGACUGAAGACACUGUUUGCCGGAUUAAGAAGGACAGUCCAAAAGCUGAGGUAUUUCGAUUGGCUGAUUUGAUUAUUUAG
Arachis stenosperma is the source of this 435-nucleotide messenger RNA. RefSeq lists its product as uncharacterized. The transcript has 2 exons. Gene Ontology annotation, biological process: DNA repair; telomere maintenance. The record is from RefSeq and is a predicted model, not a curated record. Gene Ontology annotation, molecular function: DNA helicase activity. NCBI's taxonomy places the organism in Eukaryota, Viridiplantae, Streptophyta, Magnoliopsida, Fabales, Fabaceae. Bases 1 to 435 code for a protein of 144 amino acids.